AUGCUCUCCAACCUGCGGGAGCGCGCGAUGGUGGCGUACGAGACGCCCCAGGCGAAGAAGGCCCGACGGAUCGCAUAUCACGUGCUGCGCGCCGCGAAGAAGUUUGUCGCUGGAUCCGGGAACGCUCUAUGGGUCACGGGGACGACGAUGCUGGUGAUGGUGAUGCCUCUUGUCUUUGAGAUCGACCGCGAGCAGCAGCUGCUGGAUUAUGAGGGUGGGAUGGUAAUGCCGCCGCGGUGA
Molecule: messenger RNA, 240 nt
Organism: Emiliania huxleyi CCMP1516
Lineage: Eukaryota; Haptophyta; Isochrysidales; Noelaerhabdaceae
Exons: 1
Coding region: 1-240 (79 amino acids)
Biological process (GO): intracellular protein transport
Cellular component (GO): mitochondrial outer membrane
Source: RefSeq, a predicted model, not a curated record